Chara braunii is the source of this 2102-nucleotide messenger RNA. Lineage: Eukaryota; Viridiplantae; Streptophyta; Charophyceae; Charales; Characeae. The record is from the annotation of a GenBank genome assembly.
ACCAGCAGUUUCCGGCAGGCACGCACAGAAGCGCAUGCAGACACCGUAAAACACACACACACGCACAGAGAGAGAGAGAGAGAGAGAGAGAGAGAGAGAGAGAGAGAGAGAGAGAGAGAGAGAGAGAGAGAGUCUUGCCUUGCGUGAUGACAGGGGAUCAUAGGGAAAGGUGGGAGAUGCGCAGUCCAGGAAAUGAUGAGGUGGGAGUGACUAUUGGGCGCGGGCCGCCUGUGAGGAUCCAUCUUUCUCCCUCUCCCGGGAGGGACUUCGACGACAAAACAGCUUACACUCUGACGUUUCAGAACCUGACGUACAAGGUGACGGUGAAGAAGAGCAGCAGCGAUGGGGCCAAUGCAGAGAAGGACUUGUUGAAGAACAUCAGUGGAGAGGCUAGCCCUGGGGAAAUCUUGGCCAUCGCGGGUCCAUCGGGAGCGGGGAAGUCCACACUGCUGGAUGCGCUUGCUGGUCGGAUCAGGGCCCCAAGUCUGGAGGGCGUUAUUCUGGCCAACGGCAAGCCUGUGGACGGCAAGCAGUUUCGCAAGCUCUCUGGGUACGUUAUGCAACAUGAUGCCCUGUUUGCGUAUCUCACAGUGAAAGAGACGUUGAUGUUCAGCGCUCGUCUUCGGCUUCCUGGUGACAUGCCGAUGCACGUGAAAGCGGCGCGCGUCGACAUGCUUAUCGCGACGUUGGGUCUUCGUGACUGUGCGGACACACGGAUAGGCAACGAGCAAGUCCGAGGGGUGUCGGGGGGAGAGAGGAGGCGGGUCUCCAUCGGUGUGGAUCUGAUCCAUGACCCCGCCGUUCUGUUCCUGGAUGAGCCGACGUCUGGACUGGACAGCACCUCGUCGCUGCACAUGGUCCAGAACUUGUACGAGAUUGCGACCGAUCGCCGCCGUACCAUCCUCAUGACCAUUCAUCAGCCUAGCUUUCGCAUCCUGGAGCAUAUCCACAAGAUCAUGAUCCUGUCACGUGGCUCCUUGGUGUACAGUGGUACUUAUCCUGACCUGUCGAUCUUUCUGACCGACUACGGCAGACGCGUUCCCGACCAUGUCAACGUGCUGGAGUUCGCUCUGGAUGUGAUCGAGGAGCUGCAGGAGUCACCGCACGGUGUUGCUGCCCUUGCCCACUUCCACUCCACCAGAUCCAAGCUGCCCCCUUCGUUGGCUGGCUUGAGCAAUAUCGGGCAGCUGGCAGAGGCUGCAGACUUCGCCACAAGUCCAUGCAUGGAGACGCUGACUCUCUGCCACCGCAGCAUCCUUAACAUAGCUCGAACGCCGGAGUUGUUUCUGUGUUCGCUAGCGCUGAUGAUCUUGACGGGAAUGGUCUUGGGAUCGCUUUUCUACGGCGUGCAGAGCGACGAGAGGGGCAUUUUCCACAGGACCUCCUUCUUCGCCUUCUCCUGCGCUCUUCUGCUGUUCAGCUGCAUCAGCGCCCUGCCCUUUUUCUUGCUUGAGAGGAACAUUGUCAUGCGCGAGACGAGCCGAGGAGCCUAUCGCACUUUUUCCUACGUCGUUGCCAACGGUGUGGUUUUCCUCCCCUUCUUCUUCAUCCAGGCCUUGCUGUUUACCCUGGCUUCUUACUUCUUGGUCGGUCUCGUCCGUGAUACGGGCGCCUUUUUCCUGUUCGUCACCACCAUGUUCCUCACCAUCACCGUCGGCAACACGUUCGUCACAUUCUUGAGCACUCUGGUGCCUGACUUCGUCGCCGGGACCACCAUCAUCGCUGCCGUCACCACCUUCAUGUUCCUCUUCUCUGGUUUCUUCAUUCCUAUGUCCGACAUUCCCCACUACUGGAUCUGGUUCCACUACCUCUCCACGUUCAAGUACCCGGUAGAAUUGCUGCAGAAGAUCGAAUACAGUCACAUCGAGCACUGGCGAGACGGGAUCUCUGGCAGCGACGUCGCCCGGCAGCUGGGUUUUGGGGAUGUGAGCAUCAGAGGCAACCUUGGCGUGCUUGUAGGGAUGGUGGUUGUGUAUAGGAUCGCCUUCUACGUUGGUCUUCGUGUGCGGCGCUCCAGUACGCGCAAGUAGCAGAGUUUCAGCAAGAUAGCGAGAGGCAGAGAAGCCAAACAAAAAACAACAAAACAAAAAAGGAUUAACAGC